Meyerozyma guilliermondii ATCC 6260 is the source of this 2091-nucleotide messenger RNA. RefSeq names its product Rfx2p (gene RFX2). The record is from RefSeq and is a predicted model, not a curated record. Gene Ontology annotation, molecular function: DNA binding. The transcript has a single exon. Bases 1 to 2091 code for a protein of 696 amino acids. Lineage: Eukaryota; Fungi; Ascomycota; Pichiomycetes; Serinales; Debaryomycetaceae. Gene Ontology annotation, biological process: regulation of DNA-templated transcription.
AUGCACCCGCACCCGUCUGGCUCGCAUCGCAAGGGCCACAAGCGACAGAAACUGUCGGUCCUGAAUCCAAACUUCGCCUUUGCCGAUCCCGAUGAAUCCCACGAAAAGCAACCUCCCAUCUAUUCUUAUCCCACCCAUUUGGUUCCGGCAGUCUACUCGCCGCCCCCGGCUCCGUCGCUGGCUCGACAACUCCACCAUUUGCGCCACACUCGCAAUAAUCUUUCCAUUUCGUCCCACUUUAAUACCGUUUCGCUUGAUUCUCCAUUUGACGUUUCUCUGGCUCCACCGGCUCCUCCGCCUCCCACAGCGGUUCCGGAUGCCGUGGCUAACCCGUUGGUACAGUCACUUAUCAAACAGUUGCAAAACGUGGACAAUUCCAACAUCAAUACCUACCUCUUGGAGGUGACAAGAAAACUCGCAUUGAGCCUUCCUAUCGAUGAGUUCUACAACCUUUUGUUUAACGACGGCCACCCAAUUAUCGACACAAACAACAAAAUCGACCAUUCCUCUGUGGACCUGGAAAAUUUGCAACGCACAUCCCAAGCUUUGGAUCUCCUUCUUCAGUUCUUCAAAAAUCCACCUUUGCUUGCAAAAUAUUUACCGGUGUCCUCCACCCACCUUUCUAGUAUUAACUUCCACGAGCUCCAACGAACAUUCUUAGCAUUCAAGAUCCUAGAUGAGAUCCUCGUCAUUGUUCCUGGCGACCGCAACUCGCAAACCUACACCAUUCCCAGGCCGUUCAUAUACAAAGUGUACUACAUUCUUUGCCAACACUGCAUUGCCAAAUACCCCUUCUCGCAUGAUCGAGACGAAGAACAGAACCUUCUUUUGGGCCAAUCGAAGUUUGGAAAACUCUUAAAAAUUGCAUUUCCUCUGGUUAACAUCAAGCGUUUGGGCUCCCGAGGCGACUCAAAGUACCAUUUUCUCGGAGUCAAAUGGAACCCAGCAUUGGUCUCUAGCGACACCAUUAAUCUAUGUGAAGAAAAGGAGAUCUCAGACUUGAAAUUUCUAUUCACUAAUAUGGCACCAAAGCAUUCAUCUCUGGCACCUCGACCACCCAAAAAACCAAGCACUAAUUCUGAGAGCAAGUCAGUAACUCCAAUGGCUAAACCAGAAACGUUUCCAGUAGCAAAAGCAUCUGCUAUAAAAGCUAACACUCACUAUGUACCCUGGUUGGCAGAAGGGUUCUAUAGUGACAAUAUUGAGCUUCAGACUUUCUUGGACCGGUUGUAUGAUUCGUUAGAUGAGAGACUUUCAUUUCUGCUCAGGACAAGAGUUAAAACCAUCUUCGAAAAUACAAGGCUCUCGUCGGACCAGCAGUAUCUCAGCAGCGAAAUCGAGCAGAUCUUCAAGAUGGGCGAAGAAGAACAAAGAGCAUUUUAUCUCGCGCUCAUUCUUGAAAUUGCACUUGAAUCGUGGACUAUGACCGACAUUGACACCAAUAAUACCCAUUCCAAUAUUCGAUACUUUCUUCGGAACAAGUUUGUCGAAGAUAAAGACACUUGGAAUAUGAAGGUCUUUCGAUCGCUUUUGCAUCACUGGCUACACAUGAGUUCAUCUUUGACGCUGUUGGCAGAAAAGGUAGCUUAUGACGAGAGCUACCACGAGACUUUAACUGGACUACUAAAAACCGAAGUUUCACCGCUGGACAUUGAUUCAGGAAUCGGCAUUGGUUUGGCCAAGAAAAGCUUGGUCAAGGUCCUUCUUGCAUACGACUACAUUCCCCGAGAAUGUCAAGACUAUAGCGUUAGCCAGCUUCAAGAGUUCUUGGCUACUAUAGCUACACUGGUAGUGAAUCUACUCAAUGAAUUUCAGAAAAUGAGCAGGAGCGAAAACGACUCUGUUGACUUUCAAAAACAAAAAUUGUUGCAGCUCGUCAAUACCCAUCUCAUGACAACUCCUGUCAUGCGACUUCCAACCAGGGUGAUGAUAGAUUUUGUGCAAACGUUUUUUCGAGAUGCCCAGUCCAGAGUGCGGUUUGCACUAAAUCGACAAAAAGCCGAAAACGAUCAACUAUGGUCCAUUACCACACUCAUUCAUGAAUAUUUAAGUUUUACCGGGGAAUUGUCAGGUUUGAUUACCCACCAUUAG